GGGGCCGCGAGCGAGUGCGCCGUGCGCCUGCGCGGAGGGCUGCGUGGCGCGGUGGCGGGGAAGGGCGGUGUGAAGUGAGUGGCGCUGCGGGAGGGGCCGUCGGCGGCGCUGGUGAGGGAACGCCGAGCGGUCGCCGCAGCGUCCGCCGUCGAGAAGCCCUUGUUCCCGCUGCUGGGAAGGAGCGUCUGGUGCCGACAAGAUGGCGGACGGGGAGCUGAACGUGGAUAGUCUCAUCACCCGACUGCUGGAGGUACGAGGAUGUCGUCCAGGAAAGAUUGUGCAGAUGACUGAAGCAGAAGUUCGGGGCUUAUGUAUCAAGUCUCGGGAGAUCUUUCUCAGCCAGCCUAUUCUUUUGGAAUUGGAAGCGCCACUGAAAAUUUGUGGAGAUAUUCAUGGACAGUAUACAGAUUUACUGCGAUUAUUUGAAUAUGGAGGUUUCCCCCCAGAAGCCAACUAUCUUUUCUUAGGAGAUUAUGUGGACAGAGGAAAGCAGUCUUUGGAAACCAUUUGUUUGCUGUUGGCCUAUAAAAUCAAAUAUCCCGAGAACUUCUUUCUCUUAAGAGGAAACCAUGAGUGUGCUAGCAUCAAUCGCAUUUAUGGAUUCUAUGAUGAAUGCAAACGAAGGUUUAAUAUUAAAUUGUGGAAGACCUUCACUGAUUGUUUCAACUGUCUGCCUAUAGCUGCCAUUGUGGAUGAGAAGAUCUUCUGUUGUCAUGGAGGACUGUCACCAGACUUGCAAUCCAUGGAGCAGAUUCGGAGAAUUAUGAGACCCACUGAUGUCCCUGAUACAGGGUUGCUCUGUGAUUUGCUGUGGUCUGACCCAGAUAAGGAUGUGCAAGGUUGGGGAGAAAAUGAUCGUGGUGUUUCCUUCACUUUUGGAGCUGAUGUAGUCAGUAAAUUUCUGAAUCGUCAUGAUUUAGACUUGAUUUGUCGAGCUCAUCAGGUGGUGGAAGAUGGAUAUGAAUUCUUUGCUAAGCGACAAUUGGUAACCCUAUUUUCAGCCCCAAAUUACUGUGGCGAGUUUGAUAAUGCUGGUGGAAUGAUGAGUGUGGAUGAAACUUUGAUGUGUUCAUUUCAGAUAUUGAAACCAUCUGAAAAGAAAGCUAAGUACCAAUAUGGUGGACUGAAUUCAGGACGUCCCGUCACUCCACCUCGAACAGCUAAUCCACCGAAGAAAAGGUGAAGAAAGGAACUCUGUAAAGAAACCAUCAGAUUUGUUAAGGACAUACUUCAUAAUAUAUAAGUGUGCACUGUAAAACCAUCCAGCCAUUUGACACCCUUUAUGAUGUCACACCUUUAACUUAAGGAGACGGGUAAAGGAUCUUAAAUUUUUUUCUAAUAGAAAGAUGUGCUACACUGUAUUGUAAUAAGUAUACUCUGUUAUAAUAUUCAACAAAGUUAAAUCCAAAUUCAGAAUUGCCCAUUAAAUUUACAUCUUCACGUAUCACAGUUUUUAAAGUUGAAAAGCAUCCCAGUUAAACUAGAUGUGAUAGUUAAACCAGAUGAAAGCAUGAUGAUCCAUCUGUGUAAUGUGGUUUUAGUGUUGCUUGGUUGUUUAAUUAUUUGGGGCUUGUUUUUGUUUUGUUUUGUUUGUUUUUGCUAAAAUAAUGUAAAUUCUUUAAAUUUUUUCCCAGACAUUUUAAAAAGUGAAAUGUGGGAAGAGCUUUAAAGACAUUCAUCGACCUUAAUUUUCCAUUGCUUAUUUACUUAUGUACCUGUUUGAUCUUACUAAGAAAACUUAUGCCUCAUUACAGUAAAAAGGAAUUUUAGAGAUAUUUUUUAAAAAUACGCAAACUGUCCAAUCGAGUGAUUUAAUCAGUUUGGGCAAACAUUACAGCUGAUAGUGAAUAUUUUGCUUUAUACAGAAAUUGCCACUGAUUUGGAUUUGUGCACUCUAAUUUUAACUUAUUGAUGCUCUAUUGUGCAGUAGCAUUUUCAUUUAACUUUAAGAUAAGGCUCAUUUAGUAUACCCAACUAGUUGGUAAUGUGAUUAUGUGGUACCUUGGCUUUAGGUUUUAAUUCGCACGAAACACCUUUUUGGCAUGCUUAACUUUCUGGUAACACCCUCACCUGCAUUGGUUUUGUUUUUUGGUUUUUGUUGUUGUUGUUGUUGUUUGUUUUUAGAUCCACAGAACAUGAGAAUCCUUUUUUGACAAGCCUUGGAAAGCUGACAUUAUCUCUUUUUUCCUCCCUCUGUACGAAGGAUGUAUUUAAAUGAAUGCUGGCCAGUGGGACAUUUGUCAACUAUGGGUAUUGGGUGCUUGACUGUCUAAUAUUGCCAUGUGAAUGUUGUAUACGAUUGUAGGGCUUAUGUCACUAAAGAUUUUUAUUCUGAUUUUUCAUGAUCAAAGUUCAUAUGAUAUUGUAUAGACAUGCUUUGUAGUGAACUAUAGUAGCAAUAAUUUCUGUACAUGAUCAAGGGUUUAUUGCAGCAUUUCUUUUCCUGUUCUCUUUUUUUUUUUAAGGGUAGUAUUAACAAAUGACAGGAAUAGAAAAGUCAACAUAAAGAUUUUAGAAGGAGAACUUACAGGACACAGAUUUGUGAUGCUUUGGAUGCAACACUUUUGGAUGUGAUUCUCAAAGCUUUUAUUGAGCGUUGUCAAAUUUGUAAGCUUCAUAGGGAUGGACAUCAUAUUUAUAAAUGCCCUUCUAUAAGUGCUACCAUAGAUGUGAAAUUCUUGACCUUAAUAUCGUCUUUGAAAUUGUUAAAUUGAGAAUUCUGUUAACUUACGUUUUAAGAAUUGGCGUAUUGUAUUACUGCAAGAGAUUUGAUUUUCAGCACAGUGCAACGUUCUUUCAAAUGCAUAUGUCUUUUUUUUCUAAUUCCAUUUUGUUUUAAAGCACAUUUUAAAUGUAGUUUUCUCAUUUAGUAAAAGUUGUCUAAUUGAUAUGAAGCCUGACUGGUUAUUUUAUUCCUUUUUUAUUUUUCCUUUACAAUGAGACAUUUAAACACAUUUUAUUCAAAUAGAUUUUAAUGUUUUUAACGCAUACUGAAUUGGUUCUUUUUUAAAAUUGUCCAUGUACUGCAUAUGAUGUAUUAGGUUAGGUCACACAGGCUUUUUAUCUAAUGUGAUUUAAAUAUCUUCCUAGCUGAAGAGUAAGUUGAGCAAUUUUUAAUAGAAUUUUAGAUGUAUUCUUAUCAGCGUAGUGUGAAGGGGGUCUAGAAAAUAAACCUUUGGCAGGAGACAGGGCAGUCUUUUAUUAAUCUUAGUAAUAGUCAAAACACAUUAAUUUGGAUCCUACAUACUGGGUUUUUGUAGUAAUUUAGCCAGGUCAGUACUGAAUAUGAAAAAAAUAGUCACUAAGCAAAUUAAUAUUGGUCGCUGAAUUUGAAGAAUAGAAAUUUAUCAUGUUUUAAAAUUAUUCAAGCAGUCUUAAAAUACUUUUAACAGCUUCUAUUCCUAUAAUGUGUUCAUUACAAAUAUUAUUUGCUUGGUAACUCUGCUACUUGAAAUAAAUAAAACUUUCUUAGCAGAAAAAUAUCCUAUAA
Molecule: messenger RNA, 3490 nt
Organism: Lagenorhynchus albirostris (white-beaked dolphin)
Lineage: Eukaryota; Metazoa; Chordata; Mammalia; Artiodactyla; Delphinidae
Gene: PPP1CB
Product: protein phosphatase 1 catalytic subunit beta
Exons: 9
Coding region: 200-1183 (327 amino acids)
Biological process (GO): circadian regulation of gene expression; regulation of circadian rhythm
Cellular component (GO): nucleus; cytoplasm
Molecular function (GO): protein serine/threonine phosphatase activity
Source: RefSeq, a predicted model, not a curated record